Guyanagaster necrorhizus is the source of this 954-nucleotide messenger RNA. RefSeq lists its product as uncharacterized. The record is from RefSeq and is a predicted model, not a curated record. The coding region runs from base 131 to 799 and encodes 222 amino acids. The transcript is spliced from 6 exons. NCBI's taxonomy places the organism in Eukaryota, Fungi, Basidiomycota, Agaricomycetes, Agaricales, Physalacriaceae.
AGUCGAAGCAAGAACGGGAGCGCUUCUCAUUCACCCUACAGAUGAACCUCCUUCCAAACGGCGCAAGAUCAGAGAUCCAACCAAUUCAGCCAUUGCUGAACAACCCCAUAAUUAUGAUUUCGGCUGGGAUAUGGACAUGGGAGUGGACGUUGGAAGGGAAGCGGACCCAUUACAAGAUGUCCAGAUGGACAUUGAUUUUGGACAGCAGAUCCGGUUAUCAGAGGAGCCCGGACAAGGCCGUCAGGCCUCCAGACCACCAUCUAUUGUCGGCGGGCAGUUUUGGAUUGGUCAAUCGCCCGAGGAGCCUCUGACUCAGUCUCAGCGCAGCUCCCUGUUUCCCUGGGACAAUGCUGGCGUCUUUAUCUCCUCGAGUGGGGGCGGGGGAUCUGCAGGUGGAAGCGAUAGAAUCAGCGUUGACCGCGCUGAUAUUAGGAUGAGGGGAAGUUCCGUCAGUCGACGAGAGAGUUCUCUCAUUCCCAGUGCAAGUGCAACCGGUGUUGGGCUGUCGCCAGGUGUUGCCGAUCGGGUUUCACAUGUAGGGGAAGAUUAUCGGUUCGAAGUGGAUCCGGAGGAAGUUGCCAACAACUCGCAAAUAGAAUCACAGAAAUCAGACACGAAUCUUGUCACACUUGAACGCAACUCUUUCAAUUUUCUCGAAUACGCAAAGAUGCAGUUCCAAACCCUCCCGGACUUUUCGAACGAUCUGUCCUUCGAUGCAGUAGCGCCUCCCACUACAAGUACUCGACAUGUUGCUGCUGCUGCCUUUUAUCAUUGCUUGGGUACGCGUCGAAGCCUAUAGAAAGUACACAAUUAACAAGUUCUACGUAGUUUUGGCAACCAAGGACCUGCUUCAUCUCCGACAGCCACAGCCUUAUGGGCCUAUCUCUUUGCUCCUCAGUACCUAAUUAUUUAAUCUUUCUGAUCAGACCCAGGUUCCAGUUCCCCAUGUCAGUG